Messenger RNA from Sporothrix brasiliensis 5110, 456 nucleotides. Its product is annotated as small subunit ribosomal protein S13e. Lineage: Eukaryota; Fungi; Ascomycota; Sordariomycetes; Ophiostomatales; Ophiostomataceae. Gene Ontology annotation, cellular component: cytosolic small ribosomal subunit; nucleolus; ribosome. Gene Ontology annotation, molecular function: small ribosomal subunit rRNA binding; structural constituent of ribosome. The transcript is spliced from 3 exons. Gene Ontology annotation, biological process: translation. The record is from RefSeq and is a predicted model, not a curated record. Bases 1 to 456 code for a protein of 151 amino acids.
AUGGGUCGUCUUCACAGCAACGGAAAGGGCAUUUCGUCCUCCACCGUCCCCUACUCCCGCACCGUCCCCUCGUGGCUCAAGACCACCCCCGACCAGGUCGUCGAGCAGAUCUGCAAGCUGGCCAAGAAGGGCGCCACCCCGUCCCAGAUCGGUGUCAUCCUGAGAGACUCGCACGGCAUCGCCCAGGUCCGCAUCGUGACCGGUAACAAGAUCCUGCGCAUCCUCAAGUCCAACGGCCUGGCCCCCGAUAUCCCGGAGGACCUGUACAUGCUGAUCAAGAAGGCUGUUGCCGUCCGCAAGCACCUUGAGCGCAACCGCAAGGACAAGGACUCCAAGUUCCGCCUGAUUCUCGUCGAGUCGCGUAUCCACCGUCUGGCCCGCUACUACAAGACCGUCGGUGUCCUGCCCCCCACCUGGAGAUACGAGAGCGCCACGGCCAGCACCAUUGUCGCAUAA